UGCUCCUCCUCACUGUCCACUUAAUAUACUACACAGCUUUCAGUGCAGACAUGUCCUCCUCUCAGAGAGCAGACCUGGGCCGGGCGCUGUGCAUCAUCACCGGGGCAUCCAGGGGCUUCGGCCGGACUGUAGCGAGGGAGAUGUCUCGGUUAGUGAAGCCGGGGUCGGCGAUGGUCCUGACGGCGCGCUCCGGUGAGGACCUGCGGGCUCUGCAGGCCGAGCUGGCCGAGUCAGAGGCAGGCAGAGCCGGCCUGAAGGUGCAGUGUGUGCCGGCAGACCUGGCUCAGAUGGAGGGGCUGCUGAGUGUCGUCUCGGAAGCGGAGGCAGCUUUCUCUGAACACAUAGAUCACGUAAUACUGGUCAACAACGCUGCCUCUCUGGGGGAUGUGUCUCGUUUCACCCGCACCUUCACAGAAAUGGCAGAGGUGGACUCCUACCUGUCCCUGAAUGUGAGCUCCUGCCUGUGCCUGACGGCCCGCAUUCUCCAGGCCCUGCCCUCCCGGCCCGGGCUGCAGCGCUCCAUCAUCAACAUCACGUCGCUGUGCGCCCUGCAGCCCUUCUGCUCCUGGGCGCUGUACUGCACCGGCAAGGCGGCCCGGGAGAUGAUGUUCAGGGUGCUGGCGGCGGAGGAGCCCGACCUGCGGGUGCUCAGCUACUCCCCAGGCCCUCUGGACACGGAGAUGCAGGCGGUGGCCAGAUCCAGCACAGCUGAUCCCGACCUCAGGAAAACCUUCUCAGACAUGUUCGCUGCGGGUCAGCUGCUCACCUGCGAGGCGUCCUGUGCCAAACUGAUGAAGCUGCUUCUGGAGGACAGCUUCACAUCUGGAGCGCACAUCGACGUGUUUGGGCCAGAUCAUUGUGUGCCUUGAUUUUAAUUGAACUCUUAAUGAUUACCCAACACUUAGACUGCAUGAAUAAGUUAAUAGUUGACUUCACUGUCAAUCUCAACUCUUAAUCUUGUAGCUUUCUAUUGUUAAACUUUCCAAGUGGCAGUUGGAAAAAUCAAACUGAUAUUCAUCAAAUUCACACUCAAAACAUUCCAGUUUAGCCCUUAAAGUACAUUUAGAUGAGAGUACUUCUACUUUUACUGGAGGAACAUUUCGAAGGCAGGACUUUUACUGUGACAGAGUAUUCCUACACUCUGGUUCUUCUGCUUUUACUUCUUAUACUCACUCUUUCUUCCUUAAAUGUGUUCAGAAAUAUAUAAAAUGCCAUCUCUGCACUCCUCUCAAUGAAGAGGACAUAUCAGCUGUGUUGCGUAAUCCACUUUAAUUCAAUAUCCUCAAGAAUAAACCGUCUCAAAAAGAAGAGUAGAGACACACGUCUACAGAUAGAGCUGGUAUUGUUUCCCCCCGCUGUUUAUUGUGUGGUUCUCAGGUUGAUGUUGACCCCCAGUCUGUGCCAGAUUCAGGUUUUAAGUUUAAGCUCCCUUACCUGAUAUCUGUUUUAGUCUGUUAGUUAGAUUCUGUAAUCCUUUAGUGAACUGUGAUGAUUGCAGCCUUGGCAUUUCAACAGUUGAGAGAAAAAUAUGCACGUGAUCCACAGAAUAUUUUUCACACAUUCCUCAAUGUUUACCUCUGGCUGUUUUCCAGGCUGGUUGUGCAAACGUAACUCAGUUGUGUGUUUUUGGGUGCAUGGCAUUGCAAUCUACAAAAAUAUAGCACUCGUAUCUAUAAAGUCCCGAUCAAUGAGGUUUAAACAGUGUGUGCUGAGCCUGUAGACUCUGACGGAGGCUCUGUUGAUGUGCUGGUGGAGCUAUUGGAAGGCCCCCCCCCCCAGGGAGCAAUGAAAACCCCACAGCACAUGAACUUCAAUCCACCCCGCAGUGCUGGCAUUCCAGGGGGUCUUAACCUGUCCCACAAAGACCAAGGAAGAAGACGUCCGACCACCGGAGCACAUGUUGUACAAUGACCAGUAAAAGUGACGCUGAGUCGGCUUAAUGCCCCCCCCCCCCCCCAAGGAGACCAAAAAUAAAAAGCUUUUAAAAUCAA
Eleginops maclovinus (Patagonian blennie) is the source of this 1991-nucleotide messenger RNA. RefSeq names its product sepiapterin reductase a (gene spra). The record is from RefSeq and is a predicted model, not a curated record. The coding region runs from base 51 to 869 and encodes 272 amino acids. Gene Ontology annotation, biological process: tetrahydrobiopterin biosynthetic process. The transcript is spliced from 3 exons. NCBI's taxonomy places the organism in Eukaryota, Metazoa, Chordata, Actinopteri, Perciformes, Eleginopidae. Gene Ontology annotation, molecular function: sepiapterin reductase (NADP+) activity.